GAUGAAUUUAUGUUUUAUGUGUGGGAUGUAUUGAGUAAAAAAAUAGUGUUAAAACUAUGUGAUGUGAUUAGUAAUUGUUACGGUGUGAAUAACAGCCUCUUCUCCUAUUGUCGUCACUUCACGUAACUUUCUCAUUCUAUGCCUUAACAUUUUCUGUUUUUACUCCAACAAAAAUUUCCGACCGAAGUUCGAUCAAACAAGUAAAUAUGUUGUGUUUUUAUGCAGUUUUCACUUCCUCAACAUCCCAAGACUUCAACAAAUCAGUCUUUGGAUCCUUUGUCUUUCUCUCUCUAGAAAGAGACAUUUUCUAUUUUAUGAGAACUUUCCUUUUUUCGAGUCAAAGAUCUGUCUUUUGAGGGAGUAACAAUGAAGUCCUCUACUCAGCUUGAUUCAGUUGUGUUCCAACUCACACCAACUCGAACCAGGUGUGAUUUGGUCAUAUCCGCAAAUGGAAAGACAGAGAAAAUGGCAUCAGGUUUGCUUAAUCCAUUUGUUGCCCAUUUGAAGUCUGCACAAGAGCAGAUGGCCAAGGGUGGUUAUUCAAUUAUCCUUCAACCAGACCCCAGCAUUGAUGCAACUUGGUUCACAAAAGGAACAGUGGAAAUGUUUGUUCGAUUUGUGAGUACUCCAGAGAUUUUGGAACGGGUGUAUACUGUCGAAUCUGAAAUUUUGCAGAUUGAAGAGGCUAUUGCAAUUCAAAGCAAUAACAAGAUAGGAUUGAGUGCUGUAGAAGACCCUCAAGUAAAACCUUUGGAAAGUAUAGAAGGCAAAAGGGCCACAUCAGAUUCCAACGAGAAGAAAGCCAUCGUCCUUUACACACCUGGUGCACAGCCCCCUGAAGCAAAUGGGUCUGCUGUACAGGAAGGAAAUUCUAAAGUUCAACUUUUGAAAGUACUGGAGACAAGGAAGACAGUGCUGCAGAAAGAGCAAGGAAUGGCCUUUGCACGUGCUGUAGCUGCUGGUUUUAACGUUGUCCACAUGGCACCUUUGAUGUCAUUUGCUGAAAGUUUUGGAGCCUCUCGUUUGAGGGAUGCUUGUGUAAAAUUUACUGAAUUAUGGAAAAGAAAGCACGAAACUGGCCAAUGGCUUGAAAUUGAAGCAGCUGAAGCAAUGUCUAGUGGAUAUGAUUUCUCUGCUAUGAAUGGAUCUGGGAUUGUUUUUUCCAAUAUGAUCAAUAAGCAGAAAGAGCUGAAGGAAGCAUGCCCUGAAAUUUCAGAAAACAAUGGAAAAGCUGGUUUGGAGUCAAGUACAGAUGAGAAGCAUACCAUGGAUCAACAGACCCCUGGCCAUCAAGAAUAUUACCAGCCACAGCUGCCGCAUCCUGUGUUUCCUCCCUGGCCUAUCCAUUCUCCACCAGGUAGUAUGCCAACCUUUCAAGGAUAUCCUAUGCAAGGCAUGCCAUAUUACCCAAACUAUCCAGGAAGUAUCCCAUUCUUUCAGCAACCAUAUCCAUCAAUGGAGGAUCCAAGACUGAAUGCUGGUCAAAGAAUACAGAAACGGCAUUCAAUGGAUAGCAGAGAUGGUCAUAAUGGAUCGGAUACCUGGGAGAUAGAGGGAGCAAAAUCUCAAGAUGAGGAGGAUUUGAAGAAUGAAACUUUACGAAGUCCAAAACCAAGAAAGAAGAGUAGUAGGUCAGGUAAAAAGCAGUCAGGAAAGGUGGUCAUUCGGAACAUCAAUUAUAUCACUUCAAAGAGGCAAAACUCUUCAUGUAGUGAUUCACAGUCGCAUUCUGGCUCUGAAAUGGAUGAGGAAGGUGGAAAUUCGGAGCAUAAGAACUCUCUGAGAUCCUCAAAGGGGAAAGGAAGUCGAACAAAGUCUGUUGAUGCAUUGAAUUCAUUUGAUAGGGAAGAAUCAGUUCCAGGGAAGGAGACAGAUGGUGGACACUGGCAAGCAUUUCAAAAUUAUUUACUUAGAGAUGCUGAAGAGGAAGAACAUAUAACUGACCAAGGCAUGUUUUCAAUGGAAAAGGAGGUUCAAGGAAAGAGAAGGCCAAAUAGAGUGGGUGAAGACCCUUUAGUUUUUGGUGGACGAGAAAUGGGUCAAUUCGAAGAAGGGAAUACAACUGACAUGCAUAAAAUUAGUGCAAGUAGCUCUCGCUUGCCUAAAGCAUCGAAUGAUCAGUCUUUGAUUUCUAGGAGUGGUCACUCUGCUAAUGGUACAAUUUUCAUGGAUGGUCAAAUGGAUUUACAUUCUGCAGAAAUAGAUGGCAGGAGGGUGUAUAGGAGGACCACAAAUGAUGACUAUAUAAUAGGUAAACAACAGAAUCUGUCAGAUUUUAUGAAUUCUCCAUCAGAUCACCUGGCUUUUAAUGGGUAUGAACGUUCAUCCAACAGUUUGGAAAGAAGAUUAUCAAAUAAUAUAGAUGAUGAUUCCUACAUCGUUCCAUCGAGGUCAACUUCAGUCACUCAAGUUGGAACUGAUCGCAAUGUUAUCAAUAUGGAUUCUGAGUUCUCGUUGUCACUUCAGAAAGCAGAAAAUAUAUCUAAUAGGGUUGGAAGCCAGGUCAACUAUGGACCAGAUGGUUUGAAUUUGAUGCCUGAGCGUGGAACGGAAAUGAGGCCAAUUGGUUAUGAUCCUGCUUUGGAUUAUGAAAUGCAGGUUCACGCUGAAGAUGGUACUUCACUGGAUAAGAAAAAUAAAGAGGGCUUGCAGGGGUCUAAAAAGUCAAACAAGGACCGAAAAUUGAAACUUACUGCUGAUACUUCAGAUAAAAAGAAGGCUGUAGGGCCAAUAAGGAAAGGAAAGCCUUCAAAACUGAGUCCUUUGGAUGAAGCAAAAGCCCGGGCUGAAAGGCUAAGAACCUAUAAAGCUGAUCUUCAGAAAAUGAAGAAGGAGAAGGAAGAGACAGAGAUUAGACGACUGGAGGCUUUGAAGAUUGAGAGACAAAAGAGAAUCGCUGCUAGAGGCAGUUCUGUUCCUGCUCAGUCAUCUGUGCCCACUCAAGGCCGGAGACGAGUGCCAUCAAAACUUUCCCCAAGCUCUCAUAAGGGAUCAAAGUUUACUGAUGCUUCGCCUGGAUUAUCAUCACCACUACAGAGAACCGUCAGGACUGCUUCUGUGGGAUCAACUGAUUCUCACAAAGCCUCCAAACCUAGCAAAUUGAACACAGGAACCCACUCCAGUGGAAAGAGAUUAAGCCGGUCAGUUUCAGCACUUCCUGAACUGAAGAAAGACUUCAGUGGUGUAACUCCUAAUGCAAAGGCAUCUAUGGCUAGGAUUAGGAGAUUAUCAGAGCUGAAAACAAGUAGCAGCCCAUAUGUUUCUUCAGUGAAGUCACAGAACUCUGAACCAUCAUCUAAAAGAAAAGUAUCUGGAGGUCCUGAAAGGAAAAAAAUAUCAGCAAUUAUGAACCAUGAUAAAGGUAUGAUUACAUCUCUUCGACGGCUCAAAAUUAAAACAACUAAAGCCCCUAAUGUUACCCACAGCAAAUCAGGAGGAAAUGAAAUGACUCAGAAGGUGAAUGGAAGUAUUUCUUCUACCACGGAUGUUACUGAAUCAAAUAGGAACAAGAACAAAAUUUCACUUCAUACUGAUGGGGAUGACAGUACAGUAAUUGAUAAAACUGUUGUGAUGCUUGAACUUGAGAAGCCCUCCGUUCCCACAGUAAACUCAUCAGAAGGAACUACAGCAGUACAGAAGGAAUAUGAUGGCAUCUUUAAAAUAAAAAGGAAAACUGAGAUGGUGUCAGAUCAUGCUGCAAUUCGUGCACCAGUUUCUUCACUGAAUGUUAAUGCAUUUGAUAAGGAACACCGGAUACAACAAAGACCACAAGCUUAUGAGGUUCGAAAGGGAAAUUUUAGUAACACUGAGAAGGGAUCAUCAAAAUUUAGGAGCUCUAGUGUUACUGAGAAACCUUACGAAGCCCCUUUUGCUCGGGUCUCUUCUUUGGAAGAUCCAUGUACCGAAAUUCCAGAGUAUGGCAAAGCAACUCCAACUAGCAUGCUGGCUGCAGAAACAGAGUCAGUGAAUGUUAGAGCUCUUGUAGCCGAUUCUAAGAACUUGAAACUAGAAAAGAUUCCUGAAAUGUUGGAUAAGCCUCAGGUAAAGGAGUCAUCUAAAGGGUUUCAACGGCUGUUGAAGUUUGGAAGAAAGAAUCAUAGCUCAGCUACGAGUGAAGGUAGUAUCAAAUCAGAUAGUGUCAGUUUUAAUGGGUCUGAGGCUAAUGAGUUGGUUGCAAACACUGCCUCUUCUAGUGAAGUUCAUACGUUAAAGAAUCUUAUCUCUCAGCAUGAGACCACAACAGCCAGCAAUACUCCACAAAAGUCUUCUCGCUCGUUUUCCCUGUUGUCACCAUUCAGAAGCAAGACUAGUGAAAAGAAGUUUACAGCUUGAUGAUGAAGGUGAAGACUGAAGAAGCAAAUUUGUCUUCUUUUCCGUGGAUUUGACUGUGAAUUGUUACAUUCCUUACUGCAAUGUAACAAAAUAGGUACCAUUAAGAAUAUUUUUGUUAAAAAGUUCUUUCUGCAGCCACUUUUAUUGGUUGUUCUGUUUGAUAAGAAAAAGAAUU
This is a messenger RNA of Durio zibethinus, 4507 nucleotides long. RefSeq names its product COP1-interacting protein 7-like. Lineage: Eukaryota; Viridiplantae; Streptophyta; Magnoliopsida; Malvales; Malvaceae. The record is from RefSeq and is a predicted model, not a curated record.